AUGAACACAAACUGGAUGACCAGCAAAGUUUUCAAAACUGAGUCUCCAGAUGAGUUGGAAGUUGAAACAAUUACGAAGCCGAAAAGCGCUAGUGAACCGCCUCCACCGAAAAAUGUUAUAGAACGAAAGACCAGCUCUUCGGGUAGAUUUGUGAUAACUACAGAGGAUCUCGAUGGGUUAGCAGACAGCAAAGAUGAUGGGCAUGAAAGAUCGCAAGAUGGUGAAGCAUUCGUAGAAAAUGGUGUUGUUUCUUAUGAUAAAGUUUCCGGUGAGGCGCCUAUGCAACGAUUCAAAGGGGUGCACUUCUCAGUUGGCGAUAAGGAUCAGAAUGACGAUCGAAAACGAGAACAGGCGGAAACUAACACAACUAUCAACCUUAAGAGUUGGCGGUGA
Messenger RNA from Strongylus vulgaris, 393 nucleotides. The record is from the annotation of a GenBank genome assembly. Lineage: Eukaryota; Metazoa; Nematoda; Chromadorea; Rhabditida; Strongylidae.